This is a messenger RNA of Bacidia gigantensis, 2070 nucleotides long. RefSeq lists its product as uncharacterized. The coding region runs from base 1 to 2070 and encodes 689 amino acids. Gene Ontology annotation, molecular function: glycerol-3-phosphate dehydrogenase (quinone) activity. NCBI's taxonomy places the organism in Eukaryota, Fungi, Ascomycota, Lecanoromycetes, Lecanorales, Ramalinaceae. Gene Ontology annotation, biological process: glycerol-3-phosphate metabolic process. The transcript is spliced from 4 exons. Gene Ontology annotation, cellular component: mitochondrion; glycerol-3-phosphate dehydrogenase (FAD) complex. The record is from RefSeq and is a predicted model, not a curated record.
AUGGCGUCAAGGAAGCGCUUCCUCCGAACACUUCUUUAUACAACAUUAGGCGCUGCCACUGGCGGUACCGUUCUCUACAUAUCCUACCGGCCUCGCAAUAUCCCAGGCUCAGAUCCUGCUGUUGUCCCCCCUCCCAAGUAUGGCGAAGACGGGCAUAUCGAUCCACCUCGAUUUCCUCACGUCAAAAGUCGGGAAGACCAGAUCGAAGAUCUACAAAGCAGUGGCGGGAUCCAAGGGGCAAUAGCUGAGAAGAGCAGGGGAAUUUUUGGCUCAUUACUUGGUCGUGAUGAAGAAGCAUCCACGGGGGAGUCGAGCGAGCCAGAGCCAUACGAUCUGCUGAUCAUUGGUGGAGGGGCUACUGGCUCCGGUAUCGCCUUGGAUGCCGCGACGAGAGGCUUGAAGGUGGCGCUUGUGGAAAGAGACGACUUCGCCAGUGGAACUAGCAGCAAGAGCACCAAACUUGUUCAUGGUGGAGUCAGAUAUUUGGAGAAGGCUGUGUUUGAUUUGGACUAUAACCAAUAUAAGCUUGUUCGUGAAGCCCUGCGAGAGCGCAAGUACUUUCUGGACACGGCACCCCACCUUUCAACAUGGCUUCCAAUCAUGAUACCCAUACAGAAGUGGUGGCAAGCACCCUACUUUUGGGCAGGGACGAAGUUCUACGACUUCCUCGCCGGGAGCGAAGGUAUUGAGAGUUCGUAUUUUCUAACGAAGUCUCGUGCCAUGGAUGCCUUUCCCAUGCUGAGGAGAGACAACCUGUUGGGUGCCAUGGUUUAUUAUGAUGGUGCACACAAUGACUCCCGAAUGAAUGUUUCACUCGCGAUGACCGCUGCUCUGUACGGUGCGACAGUCGUCAAUCAUAUGGAAGUCACAGGAUUGCAGAAAGACUCAAAUGGUAAAUUGAUCGGUGCAGAAGUCAAGGACCUGAUCCAAGAAAGAAAUGGCAAGAAAGCAAAGCCGUUCUCAAUCCGCGCCAAAGGCAUCAUCAAUGCAACAGGGCCUUUCACAGACUCGAUUCGCAAAUUAGACGAUGCAGGUGUCAACGAAAUCGUAGCUCCCAGCUCCGGCGUUCAUGUCAUCCUACCUGGUUACUACUCACCGUCAAAGAUGGGUCUGAUCGACCCAUCCACCUCAGACGGACGUGUGAUCUUCUUUCUACCCUGGCAAGGAAACACGAUAGCCGGUACAACCGAUGCCCCAACAGACAUCACCCCAAACCCCGUCGCCGGCGAGGAAGAGAUCAACUGGAUUCUGAGCGAGAUCCGCGGCUACCUCUCACCGUCCAUCACCGUCCGGCGAGGCGACGUUCUCGCAGCAUGGUCCGGCAUCCGCCCUCUCGUCAAAGACCCACACAGUAAAAACACCGAAUCCCUCGUACGCAACCAUCUCAUCACGACCUCCACCUCUGGCCUAAUCACCGUCGCAGGCGGCAAAUGGACAACCUACCGACAAAUGGCUGAAGAAGCCGUUGACGCAGCCCUCGCCCAAUUCCGUCUCACCGUCCACCCCGUCACGAACGCCCCUUCCAUCUCAGGCACCGAAAUGAUCGACGACGCCGCUCCCCUCGACGGCACCUGCCAGACCCACGCCGUCCGCCUCCUUGGCGCCCACGGCUACAGCAAAACCCUCUUCAUCGGUUUAAUUCAACAUUUCGGCGUCGAAACCGUCGUCGCCAAACACCUCGUUGAGUCGUACGGCGACAGAGCCUGGACGGUCGCCGCGCUUUGCUCGCCUACGCCCGCUUCCCAGCGGUUUCCUGUGAGAGGCGUGAAGUUGGCCCCGCUCUACCCAUUCGUGGAUGGUGAGAUUCGUUAUGCGGUCAGGCAUGAGUAUGCGCAGACGUGCACGGAUGUGCUAGCUCGGAGGACGAGAUUGGCGUUUUUGAACGCGGAGGCCGCGUUGGAGAGUUUGCCGACUGUGGUGGAUGUUAUGGGUGAGGAGCUGGGGUGGGAUGCGGGGAGGAAGAAGAAGGAGUGGAAGGAUACGGUGGCGUUUUUGGUUAGUAUGGGGCUGGAUAGGGGUAAGGUGGGUCUGAAUACACUGAUGGGAAAAGCAGCUGACGUUGACGUGUAG